Molecule: messenger RNA, 978 nt
Organism: Seminavis robusta
Lineage: Eukaryota; Bacillariophyta; Bacillariophyceae; Naviculales; Naviculaceae
Source: the annotation of a GenBank genome assembly
AUGUCUCGAGUCCUUGGAGCCGUUGUGUUCGUGGCGACGGCGCUGUUGGUCGUUUGCCUCUUCAAUGUCAACGACGCGCAUUCGAGUGAUGUGUCGCAGUCCUCCUCAUCCACAAAGAUUGUGGAUCAUCUUCGCAAUAGCAAUGACCUUCAUACACCUGCUCAAACUUUCAUGGAUCUGCUCAUCCAACUAUCAUCUCGUGUAUCCUUCUCGAAGGCCGAGGAGUCCACGAAUUUCGAGUUGGACAGAGGAGAUCAGUCACACCCAACGACCGACAACCUGUUUGUACGCGACGAAAACUUUCAUAUCACAGAGAGCCUUCCAACCAGUGCGCUCUGUGAUCUCGUCUUCCUGUAUGCACCCUACUUCUCCCAGAUCUAUGGACAAAACGUGGCUCUCAACAUUUCGGUUCGGACCGCGGUGUCGUCCAACCUCGAAAGCAAUGGCAACCCUCUUCUGCUGAUUCAACGGGCAACCAUCCAAGUUGGAGACGAUCGGCUGGAUGUAAUGGGAAGUGGAAUCUAUGCUCUGAAUGGCAAGACCGGAUCCGGACUUGUCCUGCCAAUGUUGUUGGCCAGGACCUUCCCGUUGACGCGGUCGCCUGUUUGGACUCAUUCGACAAAUGACACGCUCCUUCAUCACGAGUACACAAUCCAUCUGAAUGAAAUCGAGAGCAUUGUCAUUACGACGUCUCAACAUCGAGUACUUUCAAUCGAGGUGGACCGUGCAUCACCUCAGCGCUUUCGCGAUUGUACUGGGAUCAUCAACACAGUUCUGGCCAGCACGUCUACCGAUGACGAGGGUAUCGGCACGACAAUAUUGGUCGAUGCUUGCACCAUGGACUGGAUGAUUCAGGACGAGGAGCCUGUUCUCACUCCCAUGAUGUUGCAGUCAAGCAGACAACGCCGUCUCGGGGCACCUGGCACCAAAAUUCUGGAGAGCAACCGUGUAGCCUCGAAUGUAGUCGCCAAGGAAUGA